AUGCAGGCAAUUGGAAACCAUGUUGGUCUUACAAUUGGUGGUUCAAAUGGUCAUUUUAAGCUCAAUUUCUUCAAGCUAAUGAUUUCCAGUACUCUUUUACAUACCGGGAUCAUGAUGGAGGUUGAUUAUAUGCUGUUAUAUGGAGCUACAGAAUCUUCAAUUAGUCUUCUUCAAAAAUAUCACAUUCUUGAGAUUUUGUUACCAUUUCAGGCGGCAUGCAUUUCUAGACAACCUUCUGGAUCUGAGCAAAAUUCUGUAGUUGGGUUGCUAGAUAUGAAGGGGAUGAAAAAAGAUGAAAGAGACGAACUAAAUGAUUGUUUUCACAAAUUUAAUAGCUUGGAUGUUAAAUUUGAUAAAAUGGAUGAAAAGCAGUUGCCAAGACUAGCCCAUAUUGAGGGAAGUAAACUGAAGGAAGCUACUAUAAAAGUCAGAGUGCUGACAAGUGAAGAAUUUGAUGCAAAGUUUGAUAAAUCUGAAUUAGUACAAUUUUAA
Molecule: messenger RNA, 492 nt
Organism: Lactuca saligna
Lineage: Eukaryota; Viridiplantae; Streptophyta; Magnoliopsida; Asterales; Asteraceae
Source: the annotation of a GenBank genome assembly